This is a messenger RNA of Vidua chalybeata, 3287 nucleotides long. It is a transcript of the gene ZBTB4, whose product is annotated as zinc finger and BTB domain containing 4. Gene Ontology annotation, biological process: regulation of immune system process; negative regulation of transcription by RNA polymerase II; regulation of cytokine production. NCBI's taxonomy places the organism in Eukaryota, Metazoa, Chordata, Aves, Passeriformes, Viduidae. The record is from RefSeq and is a predicted model, not a curated record. Gene Ontology annotation, molecular function: protein binding. The coding region runs from base 273 to 3161 and encodes 962 amino acids. The transcript has 4 exons.
UCCCUCCCUCCCUCCCACCCGGGGCCCAACGCGCCGCCUCCAUCUUGUGCCGCCGCCGCCGCCGCCGUCGCGACAUCACCGGCCCCGGGACAGGCCCCGCCUCCGCCUGCUCCUUUGACACCGCCCGCGGCAGGACGGGGCCCCGUGACGUCACUCCCAGCCCAGCCAAUGAUCAUCCAGGAGGCCCGGCCGGCUGUGACCCCCCCCCGAGGACCCCCGGAGCUGCAACACCCAGUCCAUGAGGGCCCCGCGCACAGGUGGCCGGCGCGGGGAUGGCUCCGGUCGUGGAGGUGUCGGACGCCGGGCACUGCCGGGCGCUGCUGCUGGAGCUGAACGAGCAGCGCCUGCGGGGCCAGUUCUGCGACGUCACCAUCAUCGCCGAGGACACCAAAUUCCGCGCCCAUAAAAACGUCCUGGCCGCCUCCAGCCCCUUCUUCAAGCGGGCGCUGGCCCAGGAGCCCACCUGCCCCUCGCCCGCCCAGGUGCUGGAGCUGCCGGGCGUCCAGGCCGGCGUCUUCUCCGACGUCCUCAACUUCAUCUACAACUCGCGCCUGGCCGUGCCGUCGCCGGCGGCCGCGCGGGCGCUGGGGGCCGUGGGCCGGCGCCUCGGCAUCCCCUCGCUGCAGGGCCUGGAGGCCGGGCCGCCUCCCCCGCCGGCGCCGCGGGACAUGAACGGCGCCUGGACCCCCCCUCCGCCCGCCGCGGACCUCGCCCGCGCGGCGCGGCCCGGCGAGGCGGGCGAGGACGCGGCGCCGGCGGCGGAGGCGGAGGCGUCGCCGGCGUCGCUGCGGUGCGGGCUGUGCGGGCGCGGCUUCGGCUCGGCGGCGGCGCUGGGCUUCCACGCCAAGCUGCACCGCGGGCGCCGCGGGCUGUGCUGCCGGCACUGCGGCAAGAGCUUCAUCCACGUCAAGCGCCUGCAGACGCACGAGGUCGGCUGUCGCGACGGCGACGGCGACGCCGCCAACGCCGCCGGGACCGACGUCGCCGUCACCGGCGCCGCCGCCGCCGCCGCCACCGCUGCGACGACUACCAGCGCCGCGGCGCCGCCGAGAGCGGCCAAGAAGGCGCUGCUGCUGCGGCACCGCGCGCUGGAGCCCGGCGCGGAGCAGGAGCCGCUGGUCAAGGUGGUGGACGGGCAGGUGCUGUACCUGUGCGGCGUGUGCCAGCGCUCCUACAUGACGCUGUCCAGCCUGAAGCGCCACGCCAACGUCCACUCGUGGCGCCGCAAGUACCCGUGCCGCUACUGCGACAAGGUGUUCGCGCUGGCCGAGUACCGCACCAAGCACGAGGUGUGGCACACGGGCGAGCGCCGCUACCAGUGCAUCUUCUGCUGGGACACCUUCGUCACCUACUACAACCUCAAGACGCACCAAAAAGCCUUCCACGGCAUCAGCCCGGGGCUCAUCGCCUCCGAGAAGACGCCCAACGGCGGCUACCGGCCCAAGCUCAACGCGCUCAAGCUCUACCGCCUGCUGCCCAUGCGGGCCAACAAGCGCCCCUACAAGACCUACAGCCAGGGCGCCGUGCCCGACGGGGCCGCGCCGGCUCCGGCGGCUGCGCCGGGGGACGCCGGGGCCACCGCCUACCCGCCGGCGGCGCCGCCGCGGCCGGAGCCCGCCUCGGUCAUCGCCUACGGCCGCGCGGCGCCGUCGGUCAUCGUGCGCGGCGGCGGCGGCAGCGGCGCGGCCUCGGUCAUCGCCUACAACGGCCGGGCGGGCGAGGAGCCGCCGGGAGCGCCUGAGGCGCCGGCGGCCGCGCCGGUGACGCCGGCGGUGCCCAUCAAGAAGCAGGUGCUGCGCGAUUACAUCGAGGCGCAGCGCGCGGCCGCCGAGGGCGCGGCCACCGAGGGCGCGGCCGCGGCCGCCGCGCCCCAGAACCCCGCCGGGGGUGGCCGCACCAUGACCUACGUGGCCAAGCCGGCGUACGCGGGCUCGGCGGCGGCGGGCGAGGGGCUGUGCCAGAUCACCGUGCGCAUCGGCGAGGAGGCCAUCGUCAAGCGCCGCAUCUCCGGCACCGACCUGCGCGGCGACGGCGCCGAGGAGCGCCGCGGCGACGGCGACGACGACAGCGACGCCGAGGACCGGCUCUGGCGGCCCUACUACUCCUACAAGCCCAAGAGGAAGGCGGGCGGCAACGCCGCCGGCGCCGGGGCGGCCCCCGGGGCCGCCAAGAAGCCGCGGUGGCGGCGCAAGCUGCGCUCGCUGCGCCGGGCGCCGGGGGACGACGGCGGCGACGACGGCGACGGGCGGCAGCGCGGGGACGCCGCGCGGCGCCGGGAGCGGCAGCACCCGUGCCGGGUGUGCGGGAAGAGCUUCCCGGCGCUGCGGAAGCUGCGGAAGCACCAGCGGGGACACGAGGCCGGCGCCGCGGCGCCGCCGGCGGGGACAUCGGGGACGUCGUCGGGCCGCGUGGGGCGGCGGCCGUCGCUGCGCUUCACCUGCCCCACCUGCGCCAAGGUGUGCAAGACGGCGGCCGCGCUCAGCCGCCACGCCCAGCGGCACCGGCGGCGCUCGCCGGGGUCGCCGCCGGGGUCACCGCCGGGGUCACUGCAGGGGUCACCGCCGGGGUCACCUCCGGGGUCACCGCCGGGGUCACCGGGGUCACCACCGGGGUCAGCACCGGCGUCACCGCCGGGGUCACCGGCGCCUCCCACGGUCAUCGCCUACACCCCGCCGGCCGCGGAUAAAGGGGGGGUCCCGCCGUCCCCCGGCGUCGCCGGCGCGGUGCCACCGCCCCCGGGUGACGCCGGCGGGGCCGAGGUCGCGGGUCCCGCCGGGGGUGACAGCGGCGGUGACGACGGCGGGGGCUUCCCGGUGCAGGAGCAGCCGCUGGCGCUGCUCUGCCGGGCCGCGGGCGGGGACCCCGAGCUCGGGGACGACGCCGGGGGGGGCGGGGGGGGGACACCCCGGGGGGGUCCCCGCGCCCCCCCGGCCCCUCCCCCCCCCGCGUUCCCGUUGCCCUUCGGGCCCCGCCUGGUGGCCGCCUACCCCUUCCCCUUCCCCCUCCCCCUGGCCCUCGUCCUCCCCGAGCCCGAGCGCGGCUUCCUGGGGGCUGGGGGGGGGGCGGGGGGGGCGCCCCUCCCCCCCAGCACGGCCCCCCCCACUUUUGGGUUCCCCGGUGGGGGAGGGGAGCGGCCCCGGCAAGCGGGGGGGGGCACCUGAGGGGUGGGGGAGGGGAGGGGGAGGGCGUUGCCCCAUGGAAGGGGGAGGGGCUCUGUAGGAGUUUUGGGGGCGCCCCGGAGGUGAGGGGGGGGUCCCUGCUCCCUACUGGGGGGGGACUGGAGGGGG